Effrenium voratum is the source of this 1133-nucleotide messenger RNA. The record is from the annotation of a GenBank genome assembly. NCBI's taxonomy places the organism in Eukaryota, Dinophyceae, Suessiales, Symbiodiniaceae.
GCGAAGAAGCGAAUGGAGGGUUUGGUUCCUUUGGCGAGUGAGCCUUCCGGCGCCAUGGAGCCGGAGCUGGAGGAGUUUCAGGUGGAGCAGCUGCGGCCCUUCUGCUCGGAUCUGCUGCGGCAGCGCCGGCAGCUGCUGGGCCAAGUGGCCAGCCGCGAGCAGAGCUGCACGCAGCUCCUCAGUGAGAACUUGGAACUGCGGUGCCUUCAGGCGCGGAUGCUGGAAGCGCUGGGCCGGUGCGGCUUGGACCUGGAGCAGUUCCUGGCAGAGGACGCCCGCAAGCUGCGCAUGGCGCAGGCAGACAAGCAGCUGGAAGAUGAGCUCAAAGAGAUGCACGCCGUGGUGAGCGACCAGCAAAAGCGGAUCGACAUGCUCCUCAAAGAGAACGAGCGCUUGCGCCAGGGGCCGGGGCCGCCGCCGGAGGCGGAGGCCGAGGCGCCGCAGGCGCCCGCGCCUCUGCCUCCGCCGCCUGAUGAGCCGUCGGAGCCUGCGGUGCCGCCGGGGGGUUUGUCCGCAGAACCGCGGCAGCGGCCGUGGCCGCUGCGCACGGUGCGGAAGGCCGUGGCGCCCCUGCGCCCGGCCGAGCCCGAAGAAGGAUCCACGGCAUCGAGGGCAGUGGUGGUGCGGCUCAUGCCGGGCGCGGUGGAGGUGGCCAGCGGCCGGCGAGUGGAGAAGAUCCAGGUGACGCUGUCGGCGAAGGACCCCGCACGGGCGGUGAGGGGCCUGGUGCUGGAGGCGGGCUUGAGAUGGCCCGACGAGGGCGGCGCUGGCGGCCUGGCGGCCGGGCAGCUGCUACUCCAUGGCCAGGCCCUGGACCUCGACGCCCCGCUGCCCACGCUGCCGGAGGGCGCCGAGCUGCGGCUGGUGCGCCAACCCAACGGGCGGUUGAGGUGUCAGGGCUUCCAUGCGGCGAGCGGGCCGCGGGGCUUGCUGAUGAGCGGGGACCGAUGGGAGCCAAGGAGCAGCAGGAAAGCCGCGGUGGAUUUCUUCGAUGCGGUGGGGGACAAAGACAUCGACCACAUGUCCAAGAUUCUCCUGGCGAAGCGUGGGCAGAUGAAGCCCGGCUACAAGACGUGAGCGGGUCCGCCGGGAUUGGCUCGGGUGCCCCGUUUGGGGGAACAUUUUUUUUUUGA